Molecule: messenger RNA, 356 nt
Organism: Micropterus dolomieu (smallmouth bass)
Lineage: Eukaryota; Metazoa; Chordata; Actinopteri; Centrarchiformes; Centrarchidae
Product: protein FAM189A2-like
Exons: 3
Source: RefSeq, a predicted model, not a curated record
CAGGGUGGGCGGCCAUCUGCCUCGACCGGUUGGGGUGAGAGAGAGAGAGAGAGAGAUCUGCACACUGUUCCAUGCAGUUUCCACAUGACGAGCCCAGAGCCACAGUGGAAGAAAGGGAGGAGCCUGCUCAGGUCCCACACCUAGAUGAGUUUGUGGCCCCAGCUCCUCCCCCCUCCUACUUCUCCACUUUCUACUCAUACACACCACGCCUGGCUCGCCGGAUGCUUGGGGACAGCGUGAUCCCUCUCCCUCAUAUCUACGGGGAUCGCAUUAAAGGGGUGGAGGUCUUGUGUCCGUUAGAGCCCCCACCUCCAUAUGAGGCUGUUGCUGGAAGCACCACUGAAGCAGUCACACAG